CUAGUAUUCAAUCGAAGGCAAUAUAGCGAAGUGGUUCUAAAAUCAUGCGAGGUCUUAUAGUAAUCGCUUUGAUUUGCUGCGCUUUGGCAGUGAUGUUGCACUCUGCAAAGGCUCAGGGCGGACCACAAUCGGCCCCAAUGCCUCAUCCAUCCGGUAAUAAAGGCAUAGAAGGUCGUUAUCGUCGUGAGGCACAAGGAGGUGGCGGUGGUGGUGGUAGCGCUGGUGCUGGUGGAGGUUUUGGAUUUGGAUUUAACAUGGGUGGAGGAGCUGGAGCCGGCGGACAAGCAGGGGGAGAAGGUGGCAAGUAAAAGAAACUCUGGGAGUAGAUAAAAUUGUAAAAUCUUUGAUUGAGAUAUUUGAAUUAAA
Messenger RNA from Rhagoletis zephyria (snowberry fruit fly), 366 nucleotides. Its product is annotated as putative glycine-rich cell wall structural protein 1. The record is from RefSeq and is a predicted model, not a curated record. NCBI's taxonomy places the organism in Eukaryota, Metazoa, Arthropoda, Insecta, Diptera, Tephritidae.